AUGGCUGGCAAGUUCGUCUACACAGAUUUCUACACAAAUGAUGAGGUCAGGAUUGUGAUGGUGGGGAAGACUGGAAUUGGGAAGAGUGCUACUGGAAACACUAUUCUGGGCCGUGAGUGCUUUGAAUCCAAGUUCAGUGCCAAAUCUAUGACUGUAGAAACUUCCAAAGGAAAAGCUUCAGUGGAUGGACAUCGCGUUUCUGUCAUUGACACCCCGGGGCUGUUUGAUACCAGGGUUGAUAAAGAGGAAACUCAGAAAAAUAUAUGCGAGUGCAUCUCCUAUGCUUCUCCAGGACCCCAUAUCUUCUUGGUGGUCGUCAGAUUGGGCAGAUUCACUGAAGAGGAAAAACAGACGGUGCAAAAGAUUCAAAAAAUCUUUGGCACUGAUGCAGACAAAUACAGCAUGGUUCUCUUUACCCAUGGAGACCAACUUGAAGGAACCACUAUUGAAGAGUUCUUAGAAGAAAGUCCAGAACUGCAGGAACUGGUGGCCAGAUGUAACGGCCAGUACCACGUCUUCAAUAAUAAACUGAAGGAGCGCUCUCAGGUCACUGAGCUGAUCCAGAAGAUCAGAGAGAUAGUCCAGAAGAAUGGAGGAAGCCACUACACCAACGAGAUGUUCCAAGAGGCUGAGAGGGCGAUUGAAGAGGAGAAACAACGCAUCCUGAGAGAGAAAGAAGAAGAAAUACAGAAAGAAAAGGAGAAGGUUGAGAGAGAAAUACAGGAAAGAUAUGAGAAAGAGAUGCAGAAAUACAACGAACAACUCCAGGCUGAGAGAGAGAGAGAGAGGAAGGAGAGAGAGGAGGAGAGGAAGAGGGAGAGGAAGAGGUUGAAUGAAGAGAGAAAGAGAGAGAUGGAGGAGAGAGAGGCAGAGAGGAAGAGAGAUAGAGAGAAGAGAGAAUGGGAGAUGAAGAAGUUAAAGGAGAAGUGUGAGAGAGAAGUGGAGGAAGAAAGACACAAGAUUCAGUCCAGAUAUGAAAAUGAAGCCAGAGAUGAAGCUGAGGAGUUUAAUCCAUUAUUUUUUCUGACACUGGAUCCUCAUCAGGCGAUUUCAGUGGUCCCUCUAGACCACGGAGAAGGAGAGGGAGAAGAGGAGAAAAGCUCCAUGGAGGGGGACUUGUUUUCCACGGCCUUGUUUGGAUACGCUGGGCCCGGCUCUUUGAGACCUUGCCACCUUAGGAGGGUUUAUCCAGACUCUUCUGCGGGCUGGCUUUUUCUUCCCUCGAGACAGCUCUUCUUAGGGUCUCAAGUGAUAUCUUGA
Messenger RNA from Pelmatolapia mariae (spotted tilapia), 1260 nucleotides. RefSeq names its product GTPase IMAP family member 4-like. Lineage: Eukaryota; Metazoa; Chordata; Actinopteri; Cichliformes; Cichlidae. Gene Ontology annotation, molecular function: GTP binding. The transcript is spliced from 5 exons. The record is from RefSeq and is a predicted model, not a curated record. Bases 1 to 1260 code for a protein of 419 amino acids.